Panicum hallii is the source of this 1416-nucleotide messenger RNA. Its product is annotated as lipase-like. Gene Ontology annotation, molecular function: structural constituent of ribosome. Gene Ontology annotation, biological process: translation. Lineage: Eukaryota; Viridiplantae; Streptophyta; Magnoliopsida; Poales; Poaceae. Gene Ontology annotation, cellular component: ribosome. The record is from RefSeq and is a predicted model, not a curated record.
AUGAGGAGCUGGGUGCGGGCGGCGCUGAUGGGCGCGCUGGGCGCCGCCGAGCUGCUCGUCAGCGCGGCCGUCCACCUGGGCUACGCCUUCUACGUCUUCGGCACCGCCGUCGCCGCCGACGUCGCGGCCUCCCUCGUGAAGGGCCUCAUGGCCGGCGGCUGUGGCGGCGGCGUGGCCAAGGGCGUCGCCGUCGGGAGCGUGGACGAGGCCGCGGCCGUGCUCGACGGCGCCGUGCCGCCGAUCGUGCUGGUGCACGGCAUCUUCGGCUUCGGCAAAGGCAGGCUGGGCGGGCUCUCGUACUUCGCCGGCGCGGAGGAGAAGGACGACCGCGUGCUGGUGCCGGACCUGGGCUCGCUGACCAGCGUCCACGACAGGGCCCGGGAGCUCUUCUACUACCUCAGGGGCGGGCGCGUGGACUACGGCGAGGCGCACAGCGCGGCGUGCGGCCACGCCCGGUUCGGCCGGACCUACGAGCGCGGCCACUACCCGCUCUGGGACGAGGACCACCCGGUGCACUUCGUCGGCCACUCCGCUGGCGCGCAGGUGAUCCGCCUCCUCCAGCAGAUGCUCCACGACGGCGAGUUCGCGGGCCACGCCACCUCCGAGCGCUGGGUGCUCAGCGUCACCUCCCUCUCCGGCGCGCUCAACGGCAGCACGCGCGCGUACAUCGACGGCGUGCGCCCCGAGGACGGGCGGUCGCUGCGGCCCAUGUGCCUCCUCCAGGUCUGCCGCGUCGGCAGCGUCCUCUACCACUGGCUCGACCUCCCCUGGCUCAAGCGCUACUACGACUUCGGCUUCGACCACUUCGGCAUGUCGCGCCGCCUCGUCGGCGUCAGGGGGCUCGCCGACAUCCUGGUCGCCGGGAAGCGGGGCCCGUUCGCGACGGGGGACUGGAUCCUGCCGGACCUGACGAUCCAGGGCGCGGCGAGGAUCAACGCCCGGGUGCGCACGUUCCCGGGCACCUUCUACUCCAGCUACGCCAGCCGGCGCACCGCCCGGACGCGGCGGGGCGCCACCGUCCCCUCGGGGCUGCUGGGGAUCCACCCGCUGCUCUUCCUCCGCGCCCUGCAGAUGUGCCGCUGGCGCUACCCCGCCGGCGCGCCGCCGCCGUACGAGGGGUACCGGGACGAGGACUGGGAGGACAACGACGGCGCGCUCAACACCUUCUCGAUGACGCACCCGCGGGUCCCCGACGAGCACCCGAGCGUGCCGGUUGAGGAGGACGGCGCCGGUGGCCGCUCGCUGCGGCCCGGCGUCUGGUACUACCGGAUCGUGGAGGCGGACCACAUGGCGUUCGUCAUCAACCGCCGCCGGGGGGGCGUGCAGUUCGACCUCGUCUACGACAGCAUCUUCCGAAACUGCCGGAGGUAUGUCUUCCGGACCGCGCCGACGCCGACGCUUCCGGAUCAGAGCUGA